AUGGGUAGCGGGUAUAAAAACGCAGAUGAGGCUCGGUACCCAAACACUGGGAUGAAGAUCUUCAACGCGAUCAUAGAGACCUUCGAUGAUGCCACCGAUUUUCUCGACAGCGGACAUUUGCAGCAUUUCAACAUUAAUACUCCUUCGGGAUACAAGAAUAUCUCCGCUGCCAAGCACACGCCAGAGACAACAUCGACGGUGGCAACAGCCUUGACCUUGCCCACCGUUGCGAAGGGCGGUGCUACAGCGAAGGCAGCCAAGCGGCAAGGCUCGGUAGCAGCCGCGUCGCCAGCCAAGCGAAUAUGGCGCGUCAAGCCCAUGGGCAAGUUGAAGUUGAAGUUGUACGUCAGGACAGCAGCGGCAGCUAACAGCAUCGCCAGCAAUAGCAUCGACACUAACAGCAUCGCCAGCAAUAGCAUCGACAGUAACAGCAUCGACAGCGAUGACGACAUCUUAAGCAUGUAAUUCAAUCUAUCCUCAAAAAAUCUUCAUAUUCUUCUUCUUCUAGAUUGUUUGCACUAUGACCAGGGAACAAAGCUAACAACAUCACCGAUCAAAAAGAUCACUCAAUGCUGAAGCACAGCAAAGGGAACAGAGUCCGGGACACAUUUCGGAGGCCGGCAACGAUGCAGAGUUGCCGCGAUAUGUCCAGAACUAUGCGGAUGCACUACGUCUGCUGAAGCCAAUCGAGGAUUUCGCUUUGCUUGAGGAGAAUUAUCGUG
Messenger RNA from Drosophila sulfurigaster albostrigata, 722 nucleotides. RefSeq lists its product as uncharacterized. Bases 1 to 465 code for a protein of 154 amino acids. NCBI's taxonomy places the organism in Eukaryota, Metazoa, Arthropoda, Insecta, Diptera, Drosophilidae. The transcript has 3 exons. The record is from RefSeq and is a predicted model, not a curated record.